UUUUAAUUUUUUUUUUAAAAACCACUAAAAUAUCGUCAAAGAACUGUUUUUUUUUCUCAUUUACAUAUUUUUACUGAAUUGAGCAGAACCGUGUACUAAUUAUAAUAGCAUAAACAAAAUAUUUUAUAAAUGUAAAAUAUGAAUGCAACUACUUCCGAAGAAAUAAAACUGUUGAUUUUAAAUACUCAGGAACCUCUAAUUUUUAAACAUUUAUUAACCUGUGAAUUAUUAAAGUGGACUCUGACAGACUGGAAGAAUAAAUUAAGAGAUGAGAUUUUAGAAUUUCGAUUGGGGAAAUUUGAAUAUACACAUGAACCUCAGUGGGAAAGAAAAACUGAUGUUAUAAAAUCUUCUUUUAAAUAUUUCUUACAAUGUUCAGAAUGUGAUUCUGAAGAAAAAUGGUUAUAUUUUGAUUAUAAAUAUUUAGAUAACUGGUUUACCAAUAUUGAAGAAUUACGAAAAAAUAUUUCAUGGGCACCUUUGGGUUUUCCCAACAUAACAGUGGACGAUUGUACAAUGUGGAUGGGCACAAAAGGUGCCCACACAUCAUGUCACAUUGAUACAUAUGGAUUUAACCUAAUAUUUCAAGUUUAUGGGAGAAAACUUUGGAUUAUAGCACCUCCAGAAGAAGAUUUGAAACCUACCAGGAUACCUUAUGAAGAAUCCAGUAUCUAUUCAAAAUUAAAUUUCUUCAGUCCCGAUGUUGAAGAUUUUAAAGGUGUGAGUAAUUGCAGAAAAGUUAUUUUAAAUCCAGGCGAUGUUUUAUAUUUGCCUCAUAAAUGGUGGCAUUAUGUAGAAAAUCUAGAAACUGCCAUCAGUAUUAAUGUUUGGGUUCCACUGCCCCAAGAUGAUGCAGAAAGACUUAAUGAAUCAAUAGUUCAGCUUUUUGUUAAACAAAUGGUAGAUGUAUCAAAUAAAGAAACAGCUGAUCAUAUUUUAAACCCUAACAUGCAGCAGUCUAUUUUAGAAAAUGAUACUGGAAAUAUGUUGGAGAUUAUAAACAAAUGUAAAAAGAUUUGCAAGGAUAAAUUACAAAGCAAAAGAAGUAAAAAGGAUGGUACAAAAUCUACUGAAAACUAUUGUGAAAUUAACGAAUCUGAAUUGUUGGAGAAGUACCAUUUUGUAGAAAAAAUACCUAAAAUGUCUCAAGAAGAUUUUAUCAUAUUUUUAGAGGGGCAAAGGAAACGAUUUAAAAAGACAGCAAAAGAAAAUUAUACACAUUCUGAAGAAAAUAAUAUUUUAGAACUUCUUAAUGUUUUUGCAGAUAAUGAUGUUGUUUCACUUAUUACUGAAAAACUAUUAUGUAAAAGCACUUGAUAUUUAUUGUAUACUAAGAAUUCACAAUAAAUUAUAUUUUUUGAGUGUAA
Messenger RNA from Anoplophora glabripennis (Asian longhorned beetle), 1367 nucleotides. It is a transcript of the gene HSPBAP1, whose product is annotated as HSPB1-associated protein 1. Gene Ontology annotation, molecular function: 2-oxoglutarate-dependent dioxygenase activity. The transcript has 7 exons. Bases 139 to 1317 code for a protein of 392 amino acids. NCBI's taxonomy places the organism in Eukaryota, Metazoa, Arthropoda, Insecta, Coleoptera, Cerambycidae. The record is from RefSeq and is a predicted model, not a curated record.